Messenger RNA from Dicentrarchus labrax (European seabass), 5418 nucleotides. RefSeq names its product NACHT, LRR and PYD domains-containing protein 12-like. Gene Ontology annotation, molecular function: protein binding. NCBI's taxonomy places the organism in Eukaryota, Metazoa, Chordata, Actinopteri, Moronidae. The record is from RefSeq and is a predicted model, not a curated record.
CAUAACUGGUUGAUUCCCGGAGUCAGUUCCCCAAAUGCUUUCACUUGGUUAACACUUUGAAUGUGUUAUGUCUAAUGAUGGGACAGCGGAUCAUCAGGACCCAGGCAGGAAGACCUCCAGGGGCUAAAUGUUCCCUUCUGCCUUCUUCCUGCAUUGCAACACACCUCAGGGACAGGACCUGGGGACAGCCUUCGUGUGACUUGGUGGUCUGAUCCGGUUCUAUGCAGGUCUUCUUCUGUGCUCCAUAUGUUUGUGUCUGAAAACUGCGAGAGGAGAGGGUGGAAAGUGGAUGACCUUGGAGGUGGGUUGUAGGCUGCCCCACCCAACCAGAAGCUUGAAACGUGAUGGCGUCACAAAUGGAGCUCCUCUUUGGAGUUCUGCAGGACUUGGGGAUUGAGGAGUUCAAGCAUUUCCAGUGGUUCCUAAAGGCUGGCAAUGUCAAAGGCUUCCCAGCUAUUCCAAAGAGCCAACUGGAAGAGGCUGACCGGCAGGACACAGUGGAUCGGAUGGUGCAGACAUACAGCCUUCCUGGAGCUCUGCAGAUCACUGAGGAAAUUCUGAAGAAAAUCAGCAGGAAUGAUUUAGUGGUGUGUUUUUCUGAAAGGGUUUCAGAACCCAACAAGGAUGCCACUGAUGUUGGGAAGACUUCAGAGAACACAGGAGCUUCUUACAUUCAGCAAGCACAGGCAGCUCUUCCUCACCCUGAAGCCCCUGGUGCUCAGGAUGAAGAUUUGUUGGUGCAAAGACCAAAGCCUGCACAACCCAUCACAUCAUACCAACGCAUGCUCCAGUCAAACCUCCAGAACAAGUUUAUGUCUAUACCAGAGGGGUCGUCAAAGCAGAAGGAUAAGAAACUUCUGGAUGAUAUCUACACAGAGCUCUACAUCAUAGAUGGGAAUGAUGUAGAUCUCAGUGGGCAGCAUGAGGUCAAGCACAUUGAGAUGGCAUCAAGAAAACCAGACGGAAGAGAGCGAUCAAUUCAGCACAACAACAUUUUCAAACACCCUUCUGGAGAAAACACACCUGUAAGAACGGUCCUGACCAAUGGGAUUGCAGGAAUAGGCAAAACGUUCCUGGUUUACAAGUUCAUCCUGGACUGGGCUGAAGGACGAGCCAAUCAAGAUGUGCAUCUCACAUUCCCCUUCACCUUCCGCCAGCUGAAUUUACUGAAGGGGAGAAGGUUUAGUUUUGCAGAGCUCAUUCACAAAUGUAUCAGGGAAAGUCAAGAUAUCACAGAGGAAGCACUGAAUUACAUCUUCACAAAACUGCAGGCUUCAGGAAAUACCAACUAUAACAAAAGUAAAUUUAAACUUCUGUUUGUGCUUGAUGGGCUGGACGAAAGCCGCCUUGAGCUCAACUUCAGUGACAAGGAAGAAUGUUCUGUUGAUGAGCCAUUGUUGGUGAAUGAACUGCUUGCAUACCUCAUCAAGGGUAAACUGCUCCCUUCUGCUCGCCUCUGGAUAACCACACGACCGGCGGCGGCUCAUCAGAUCCCUCUUGACUUUGUUGACAUUGUGACAGAGGUGAGAGGGUUCACUGAUCCACAGAAGGAAGAGUACUUCAUGAAGAGAUUCAGAGAUUCAGAGAUUGCCGACAGAAUCAUCUCCCACAUCAAGACAUCACAAAGCCUCCACAUCAUGUGCCACAUCCCAGUCUUCUGCUGGAUCACUGCUACAGUUCUGAAGCAAAUGGUAAGGGAGGAUGAGAGAAAAGAAAUCCCUCAAACUCUGACUGAGAUGUAUACAAAAUUCCUUGUGUUUCAGAUCAAGCAGACAGCACUAAAGUAUGACACAAAUAAGAACAUCAAGAUCAUUCAGUCCCUUGCAAAGCUUGCUUUUCACCAGUUGGAGAGUGGCAAUCUGAUCUUCUAUGAAGCAGAGUUGAAGAACAGUGCCAUUGAUCUUAGUGAAGCAUCACUGUACUCAGGGGUGUUCACACAGAUCUUUAAAGAAGAAGAUGGACUGAAUGAAGACAAGAUGUUUUGUUUCGUGCAUCUGAGCAUUCAUGAGUUUUUGGCAGCUGUUUUUGUGGUCCUGUCACUCUUUAAUGACAGGAAGGAUGUGAUGGCGGAGCCCCAAACACUUCUCCAACAUCUGCAGAUGCUUUUCAAGAAACCAUCUUCAAUUGAGGUCUGUAUGAAAGCUGUAGACAAGGCCUUGCAGAGUCCAAAUGGACAUCUAGACUUGUUCCUCCGCUUCCUCCUGGGCCUUUCGUUGAAGUCAAAUCAGGAUCUCUUACAGGGCCUGCUGAAACAAAAAGGAAGAAACACAGAGACCAACCAGAAACUAGUGAAUUACAUCAAGAAGAUCAGGGAGAAUCCCUCUCCAGAGAGAUGCAUUAACCUCUUCCACUGUCUGAGUGAAAUGAAGGACUGUUCACUAGUGGAUGAGAUCCAUCAUUAUCUGAGAACAGGAAGCCUCACCACAGCACAUCUUUCUCCUGCUCAGUGGUCAGCCCUGGUCUACGUGUUACUGUCAUCUGAAAAAGAUCUGGAUGUGUUUGACCUCAACAAAUACUCAAAUUCAGAAGAGGUUCUAAUGAGAAUGCUGCCUUUGGUCAAAGUCUCAACAACUGCACUACUGAACCAAUGUCAGCUGUCCCAGCUGUCUUGUGAAGCUCUGGCUUCAAUUCUCAGCACUCAGUCCUCCAAGCUGAGAGAGCUGGACAUGAGUAACAACAACCUACAGGAUUCAGGAGUGAAACUGCUCUCUUCUGGACUUGAGAGUCCAAACUGUAGACUGGAAAAACUAAGGUUGUCAAACUGUGAGAUCAAAAAGGAAGGCUGUGCUUUUUUGGCCUUAGCCCUGAGCUCCAACCCGUCCCAUCUGAAAGAGCUGGACCAGAGCAACAAUCAUCAAAGAAACACAAAAAAGAGGCGACUAGGGAAUGCAGGACCGACACCACACCAACAAUUACCAAGCUACUCAGAGCUAACAAAGGCAUGCUGUCACAAUGUGGGACAAUACUGCAGUCUGAGAGAGCUGGACCUGAGUAACAACAACCUGCAGAAUUCAGGACUGAAGCUGUUCUCAGCUGGACUGGAGAGUCCACACUGUGGACUGGAAACUCUCAGCUUGAAUAUGUGUAACCUGGCAGAGAAAAGCUGUUUAUAUCUGGCCUCAGUGCUCUGCUCCAAGUUCUCCAGUCUAAAAAAACUGGACCUGAGCAACAACGACCUGCAGGAUUUAGGAGUGCAGCUGCUGUAUAGUGGACUAAAAUAUCCACGCUGUAGACUGGAAACACUUAGGUUGUCAGGCUGCAUGAUCACAGUGGAAGGCUGUGCUUCUUUGGCCUCAGCUCUGAGGUUUAACCCCUCCCAUUUGAAAGAGCUGGACCUGAGCUACAAUCAUCCGGGAGACUCGGGGGUGAAGAUGCUCUCGGCUGUGAGAGAGGAUCCACAGUGGAGACUGGACAUUCUCAGUGCUGAUCAUUGUGGAAAGUUCAGGAUCGUGCCUGGGCUUCGGAAAUAUGCAUGUGAACUCACACUUGACCCAAACACAGCACACAAGUGGUUUGUCCUGUCUCCAGAUGGCAAACAGGUGACAAGGGUAAGAGAGGAGCAACCAUAUCCUGAUCACCCAGAGCGGUUUGACUACAGGAACCAGGUUCUGUGUGCAAAUGGUCUGACUGGACGCUGUUACUGGGAGGUGGAGUGGAAAGGACCAGCUUAUGCCGGAGUGACAUAUAGAGGAAUCUGCAGGAAAGGACGGCAGGAUGACUCUCUGCUCGGGUGGAAUGAAAAGUCCUGGUGCUUAGACAACAACAAGAAAAUUGUUUGGCACAACGGAAAGGCCACAGUCACAUCGUUCAGCGGCACUGUCAGUAGAGUAGCAGUGUAUCUGGACUGGCCUGCUGGCAUUCUGUCCUUCUACAGCGUCUCCUCUGACACACAGAUGCACCUCCACACCUUCCACUGCACAUUCACUGAACCCGUCUAUCCUGCAUUGAGUGUUCUCGGCACUGGUUCAUUUGCAGUAUUGUGCACUUGUUAAAGAGUGUCCAAAUAUUAUUUUAUGAUGCAAACUACGAGACUACACAUAUAUGGACUUGAUACGUGGUUUUCAAAGGUGGGAAACUGCAAGGGAGAAGGGUCUACACCACAUCAUAUAAGAGAUCACAUUGUUUGUUGUAGGGUCAGCCUGGUGGCUCAUAGAGCACGUAGCAUGUACUACUGAGACUAACUAGCAGUUUGGGUUCAAAUCUGGCCCGGAUCCUUUGCUGCAUAUGUCAUCCUCUACCUUAUAUUUCUGGUAUAUCUCCACUAUGCCUAUCUAAAGCUUUACUAAUAGUUCCCAUUACAGCCACAAUUACAGCCUGUUUGUGCCCUUACUAUCUUGCCAUCACAUUUUAUUUUUAAUCUUGGAUGCAUGUGCAUGACUACAUGGCAGGCUAAGGCUGAAACAAAGUAUUAAAUGCAAAACUUUCAUUCUAUUACAUUUCACUGAUUUUCAUUUAACAUGUUGUAUUAUUUUCAUAGUCUUAUAUGUUUCUGAAUAAAUGUAAUUCAGUUUUAAACAGUAUUUCAGACAUUCAGUAUGCCACUGGCUCCAACUAAUACAAAGUGCAGCAGCCAGUCUUUUUGUUCUCAUGUCUAAAUGCAAGACUAGAGGGGAUUGUUUGCCUUUGCUGUCUGGCCUUCUGGUCACACAGGAGCUCAAGCUGUUGAAUUAUUAUCUUCUUUUAAACAGCUUCCUAAAAUUAAUUAUUAUCGAUUAGCCUAUGAAUAAUUUGCAUGCCCUUUAAGCCUGGCAUAUUGUUUCACACUGCACUUUUUAUAUUUGUAUCCAGUGUGUAAUUUACAAAUAUGUGUUGUUUCUAUUCCUUUAUCUUUUCUUUUUUUUUCUAUCACUGUAAUAUUGGUUUGAUAAAGUGCUAUACAAAUGUACAUAUAAUAUAUAAUUUGCUUCCGCCCCUCUGUUUAGAAUUGAUGGGCACUAUAUCAACAUUUGAUGGUUUAUAACACACUAUUAUGCAGUUGUAAGCAGAUGUAAGGAAUUUUUAAGCCUCUACUUAUGGGUGUCCACAGGAGGAUUUACUACAUAUACUACACAUCCAGUACUAUAAGAGUGUUAGACUAAUGAGGAUCAGUCUUUCUGAAUUAAAGUUAUACAAUUCUGCCAUCUAAUGGUUAAACAAAAAAGGUGCAUAUUUUAGGUCAACCUUCACAAAAUCUGGGCUGGUAUGUAUGAAGCUUCUAAGAUAUGUUGUCAUCAGAGAACACAUAGGUCAGCCUAAAAACAUAUUUGUUUACAAAGUAAAAAACCUUCAAUAAAGAGGUACUCCAACCUAAAAUGUGUUUUUGAGCUGUAAACUGAAUCAUAUGACUAUACUGUGAUAAAACACAUCAAUGCUGGUGUAAACAUUUACUGGUGUCACAACAUUUAUAUUAAAAAAGAAGGUUAACACCCUCUAAUCAGA